Messenger RNA from Nycticebus coucang (slow loris), 2368 nucleotides. RefSeq names its product aminoadipate aminotransferase (gene AADAT). Gene Ontology annotation, molecular function: pyridoxal phosphate binding; L-kynurenine:2-oxoglutarate transaminase activity. The record is from RefSeq and is a predicted model, not a curated record. Gene Ontology annotation, biological process: biosynthetic process. Lineage: Eukaryota; Metazoa; Chordata; Mammalia; Primates; Lorisidae. The coding region runs from base 302 to 1579 and encodes 425 amino acids. The transcript has 13 exons.
GCGCCCAACACGGACUUGGCGCUGGGGUUGCUCUUCGCCGCCAGGUCCGGGAUCCAGCCGAGUUUGUUUAGGCAGGGGUCCAGGACCACUGACUGCCAGGUCCUCCCGGCCAUGCCGCACCCGCAGGCCCCUACGGUGAGGGUGAUGAACCCGGACGGCUAGUGCACUCAGCCAGCGCUCAGAGGGCGGGGCGCGGCGCGGCGGGGGCGGGGCGCGGCGGGGCUCUGAGGCUGCGGACCGGCCGGCGGUCGUGUUUUUCUAGGCAGACGCUGAAGGAGUUUCGCUCCGGGCGGCCGCAGACAUGAACUACUCGCGGUUCCUCACAGCGACCAGCGCGGCCAGGACGUGUUCUCCCAUCCGGGCCAUGGCUGAUAAAUUGGUUAAGGCACCAAAAUCAAUCAUUUCUUUGGCUGGUGGGUUACCAAAUCCAAGAAUGUUCCCCUUUAAGACUGCCAUUAUCACUAUGGAAGAUGGAACAACCAUCCAGUUUGGAGAAGAGGUUAUGAAGAGAGCACUUCAGUAUUCUCAGACUGCUGGAAUUCCAGAGCUUUUGUCCUGGCUAAAACAGUUACAAGUAAAAUUGCAUAAUCCUCCCACCGUCCAUUAUCCCCCCAGUGAAGGACAAAUGGAUAUAUGUGUCACGAUUGGCAGCCAAGAUGGUCUUUGUAAGGUCUUUGAAAUGAUCCUUAACCCCGGAGAUAAUAUUCUCCUAAAUGAACCUACUUAUGGAGGAACACUUCACAUUCUGAAACCACUGGGCUGCAACAUCAUCAGUGUCGCCAGUGACGAGCAUGGAAUGAUCCCAGACUCCCUCAGAGAAAUACUUUCCAAGUGGAAACCAGAAGAUUCAAAGAGCCCUGAGAAAAACACCCCCAAAUUUCUCUAUACUAUCCCAAAUGGCAACAAUCCUACUGGAAACUCAUUAACAAGUGACCGUAAAAAGGAAAUCUAUGAGCUUGCAAGAAAAUAUGAUUUCCUCAUAAUAGAAGAUGAUCCUUACUAUUUUCUCCAGUAUAACAAGUCCUGGGUACCAACAUUUCUGUCCAUGGAUGUCGAUGGGCGUGUCAUCAGAGCUGACUCUUUUUCGAAAGUCCUUUCUUCUGGGCUGAGAAUUGGGUUUUUAACUGGUCCAAGACCCUUGAUACAGAGAGUUGUUCUUCACACAGAAGUGUCAUCAUUACACCCCAGCACUUUUAACCAGCUUAUGGUAUCCCAGCUUCUACACCGGUGGGGACAAGAAGGCUUCCUGGCUCAUGUGCACAGGGUUAUUGAUUUCUACAGGAGCCAGCGAGAUGCAGUGUUGGCAGCUGCAGACAGGUGGCUCAGUGGUUUGGCAGAAUGGCACGUUCCUACUGCCGGGAUGUUUUUGUGGAUUAAAAUUAAAGGCAUUUCUGAUGUAACAGAACUGAUUGAAGAAAAAGCCAUCAAGAAAGAGAUAUUACUGCUUCCUGGAAACGGUUUCUACAACAAUAGCUCAGCUCCCAGCCCUUAUGUGAGAGUAUCCUUCUCUUCAGCCUCUCCAGAACAGAUGGAUAUGGCCUUCAAGAUAUUAGCCCAACUUAUAAAAGAAUAUUUAUGAAAAAGAAUCAAACUGAUCAUACUGUUCAUGGAUUUUUCCAAUAAAUUAUUUCAAUGUUUUUGCAGGAAGACAUGAUCAUUGGUGUUAGACUUACAGAUCAGAUUUCCUCAUACGUAUCUGUAGUAGUUCAAUGAGACAACUUUUAAAGUGCCUUUAAAUCAUCAGAUUGCCAAAAUAUGAGUCUGUUAUGAAUUUUGAUUGAUUUUCAAUCUACAAAAUUUAUUUUUAUCUUGGAUCUUAUUGUAAAGAACUCUGUAGUUGCUUUAUAAUUUCCCAUAAAUUUUCUUUGAAAAUAAUAUUUUAUGCCAUAUUAUUUUGAAAAUUUAAGGAAAUAAUUAAGUUCAAAAUGGUAUAUAAUGGGUACUUUUUCUAUUUUUAGAAAAAUUUAAUGAGAACAAAAACUGUUGUGAUUUGACCAUUAUAAAUGAUUUUUAUUAAGAAUACCAUAGAUGGCUUGGUGCCCGUAGCUCAGUGAGUAGAGUACCAGCCACAUACACCGAGGCUGGUGGGUUCGAGCCCAGCCUGGACCUGCUAAACAACAAUGGCAAUUCCAACCAAAAAGUAGCCAAGUGUUGUGGCAGGCGCCUGUAGUCCCAGCUACUCAGGAGGCUGAAGCAAGAGAAUCACUUAAGCCUAAGAGUUUAAGGUUGCUGUGAGCUGUGAUGCUACAGCACUGUAACCGAGGGCGACAUAGUGAGACUCUGUCUCAAAAAAAAAAAUAAAGAAUACCAUAGACAUUAUGUUAUGCCACAGAAAUCCCUUUAAAAUAAAAUUCUGAAGCUAAACUUA